Styela clava is the source of this 517-nucleotide messenger RNA. The record is from RefSeq and is a predicted model, not a curated record. Lineage: Eukaryota; Metazoa; Chordata; Ascidiacea; Stolidobranchia; Styelidae.
AAUUCAUCCGGUCGUUGAGAAAUGCAAUGAAGACAUGGCAGAGCUGAAAUUAGAAAUACAACAAAUCCGUGAGCAGAUGAAAGAGAUGAUAUCAAAAUCACGCGGAAUUGAAGCUAAUAGCGCCGAAACAUGGUACAAAGCGCGGAACAACUACCGCUAUAAACUAUUCCUCGAGAAUGUCUCGUACGACGUUGCGCAGGGAAAUUGCAUGAGAAACGGAGGUAGACUAGCGUCGGCAGGAAUUCGAGAUGAAAAUGUCCGCAGAGAAAUCUUACCCUUGGUCAAAAUUGGAGGAUUCAACACUUGGAUUGGUUUGAACGACAUUCAAGAGGAAAACACGUUUAUCUGGGAAGAUGGCGUUACGGCAACUGCAGGUUCUAUUCUCUGGGGUGAUCAUCAACCUAACAGCCAUGGCGGUAAUCAGGAUUGCGUUGAAAUGAGGGGCAGCCUUGAUUGGGAGCUAAACGAUGAAGGUUGUCACAUCAAACUAAAAUAUUUAUGCGAAAUUGAACCAUAA